AUGUUCUACCAAUGCAGACUCAGAGCUCCCUCUGACACGCACUACUUUGGACUCUGGAGUUGGACGCGACCCGCCGCGGAACUUCUAGACCUACUAUCUCUGACGAGUCCAUUACACUUCCCUCGGAGUCGGCCUCCACACGAUGUGUCAGUCCGAAAAGAGCGACCGGCAGGUCACAUAGAGAAGGAGCGCAUCGAAGCCAACACCGACCUUGCCGCGAAUUGGAUGGUCCUCGUUUCGCUAUCUCAUCAAUAUGCUGUCCAUCAGGGCUUCGCGACGGGCACGUUCGCAAUCUCAUCAGGGCAAUACAGUGUGCUCACAAACCUUUUCCACUCGACCAAAACCAAUUUGACAGUACGGUCGACAUCAAAUGACAAGGUUUGUGCACCUGGCGUGAACCCCGAUGCGUUUUCAAUGAAAUCACGAACAUUACCAAGAGUUGGGACUUAUCUGACGGCGCUCCGAACAAAUUCGCAAUAUGGGCUGCUCGGCGUUGUCAAGUUAGAUGUUGGUCAUGGCGGGGUUUUAUUUGGGCGGCAUCACAUUGGUUCUAAUCCUAAAGUUGCAGCUUCGCAGGUUAUCAUGAUCUUAGUCGGGACGGCGAUUGCUAUCACACGAUCUUUUGUCCCUUGA
Suillus subalutaceus is the source of this 633-nucleotide messenger RNA. RefSeq lists its product as uncharacterized. The transcript has 8 exons. Lineage: Eukaryota; Fungi; Basidiomycota; Agaricomycetes; Boletales; Suillaceae. The record is from RefSeq and is a predicted model, not a curated record. The coding region runs from base 1 to 633 and encodes 210 amino acids.